CAUCAGUGUGAGUCGCCAGAACACACAAACACACGUGUCAUGGAUCGUAAACUGGAUCUGUCGCGUCUGACGGAUGAGGAGGCCAAACACGUCUGGGAGGUGAUUCAGCGAGACUUUAACCUCCGAAAGAAAGAGGAGGAGAGACUCGGUGAGUUGAAGACUAAAAUCGAGAAGGAGGACACAAAGCGGGAGCUGCUGGGUUCUCAGAGUCAGCUGUCCGAGUCUCACUGUAUCCGCUGCCUGCAGCCCUUCAAGUUCCUGGUCAACAGUAAGCGCCAGUGUCUGGACUGCCACAUGUACACUUGCAAGUCCUGCAGCCGCUACAACAAGAAGGAGCACGGCUGGGUGUGUGACAACUGCCGCAUGACCAGGGUGCUGAAGAUCGGCACUGUGGGUUGGUACCACGACAACGUGAGAAAUCGCUUCAAGCGGUUCGGCAGUGCGAAGGUGAUGAGGUCGCUGUACAAGAGGCUGAAUGGAGACGGUCGUGAUGACGACACUCAGAGUAUGCCGGACGUCCGCAGCCAUGUGUAUAAUGGUAAUGAGGAAGACAACGGAGAGGCUGAAGUUCAGCGCUACAAAGUGAUGAGGAAGAAUAAACGCCUGCUAUCAGUUCAUCCUCUGGACUUUGACCCAGAGGACUAUUUUCCUUAUUCACGACGACCUUCUAUACAGCAGAUGCAGGAGGAUCGAGGCUACAGGAACGAUGUGGACUACGACAUAUACAACCAACGAGUAAACCGCAGGAAGAGUCUGGACCGAUACGCCAUGAGACCAGAUGACUAUGGAGACAGCAGGAUGGUCCGGACUCGCUCUCUGUCUAAGAUCAGCUCGUCUGUGGCUCGGCAGCAGUACGUCGACACCUCAGACGAGGAGGAGUACCCGAGGUACCCCCCUGCGUACCAACAACACCCCCACCGCCGCAAAAACAGCCGCGCCUCCUCCCAGGAGAACCUGGGACAAGCCCCGCCUAUGAACGAGCUGAACAAACGCAUGUCAGCCAUCGAGAGUCUGCUGAACCGCCUGGAGGAGAAGAUGACAACUGCUGACGAGACGUCAGCUCCGUCGGCUCAGAACGAGGAGGAGAAGCUGAGGAGGAAGCUGAGCGAACUGGCGGGGAACCUGAGCGAUAAAGGGCUUUCGUCAGACGACGAGGCCGGGAAGAAGUCCUUCUCUGUGGGUAAAAGUGUGGCCGGCGUGAGGGGCGGCCCCGUGGUCAACCUGGACUCUCUGAAGGAUAAAGAGCUGAGCUCGUCCAGCGACGAGAUGCCCACCGAGGCCCAGAAGAGAUCAACCGCCGCAGCCCUCUGUGACCUCACCACUGAGGUCUUGAGAACCAUUAAUGCCACAGAAAACGCGAUGGUCGAGUACGGUUUGUCAGAGCCGGCUGACAGAGCCCACGUAGUAGGGACUGACGUUAAGCAGGCAGAUGAUGCUUUCAGGGAACUUGAGGAAAAUGUGUACAUGGCGGCUGGUCAGUCCUACCAGUUGGAGACCAAGCUGCGACGACUCGAGCAGAGCGCCAAAACUCGCUACGGGGGGACGACGGACUCGGAGCUGUCCGAGCUGGAGGACGUGGUGGCGCUGACCGCCGCCAGAGUGCAGAGCGCCGAGAGCGAGGUGUCGGAUAUCGAGAGUAAAAUUGCUGCUCUGAACGCUGCCGGAUCAAAGAAGAAGGUUUCUGGAUCUCAUCAGAGGAAAAAAGCAACUCAAGACUUCACCAAGAGCAGUAACGGAGCUCAGUGGAAAUCCAACAACGUGCACUGAAGCUGAAACCUAAAAACCGGCUGCAGUUUAAAGUCAGAAGUAA
This is a messenger RNA of Plectropomus leopardus (leopard coralgrouper), 1810 nucleotides long. RefSeq names its product melanophilin a (gene mlpha). Gene Ontology annotation, molecular function: small GTPase binding; myosin binding; actin binding. Gene Ontology annotation, biological process: intracellular protein transport. Gene Ontology annotation, cellular component: cortical actin cytoskeleton. Lineage: Eukaryota; Metazoa; Chordata; Actinopteri; Perciformes; Serranidae. The record is from RefSeq and is a predicted model, not a curated record.